AAAUGUGCACAAAUCCUGAGUCAUACUUCGAUAGUUUCCACAAAACAUCCCAAGGGGAGUUUAAGAACACAUACUACAACCCAUUCCAUGUCAAGCCAAGAAAGAGAACUAGCAAAGAGCAACUAGAAGUUCUUGAGAAGACAUUUGAGACAAACAUAAAGCCAGAUGCCGCAUUAAGAAAGGCCCUUGCCACUAAAUUAAGAAUGACACCACGCAGUGUACAAGUAUGGUUCCAGAACAAAAGAGCCAAGGUAAAAAACAGCAAGACGCAAAAUGAGAAGAAAGAGACAGAUAAAGAAAUAGAACUGGAAUCACUUUUCAUAAAAAAGGAGAACAAGAAAGAAGACUACGAAUGCUUCUUAUCUAAUUACUCCGGGUACAAUAGAGAGUUUGGAAAUAUCCCACAUAAACACUUUUUAGAAGAGACGCACCACCAAUUCAAGGACGAAGACUUAGAAACACUUGAUAAACUAGUUCUAGGAGAAGAGAACAUAGAAAAGAACAAGAAAAACAAAAAGAAGGACGACUACUGCUCCUUCUACUCAAUGGCAAAUACAUUGCACUUUGACCCUAGCAAUUAUCUUAAUUAACCAAUAAAAUACAUAGCAC
This is a messenger RNA of Nematocida parisii ERTm1, 609 nucleotides long. RefSeq lists its product as uncharacterized. Lineage: Eukaryota; Fungi; Microsporidia. The transcript has a single exon. Gene Ontology annotation, biological process: cell differentiation; regulation of transcription by RNA polymerase II. The annotation marks the transcript as partial. Gene Ontology annotation, molecular function: RNA polymerase II cis-regulatory region sequence-specific DNA binding; DNA-binding transcription factor activity, RNA polymerase II-specific. The record is from RefSeq and is a predicted model, not a curated record.